Messenger RNA from Beta vulgaris subsp. vulgaris (sugar beet), 802 nucleotides. Its product is annotated as protein transport protein Sec61 subunit gamma-1. Gene Ontology annotation, cellular component: membrane; Ssh1 translocon complex. Gene Ontology annotation, biological process: protein targeting; post-translational protein targeting to membrane, translocation. The record is from RefSeq and is a predicted model, not a curated record. Gene Ontology annotation, molecular function: transmembrane protein transporter activity. NCBI's taxonomy places the organism in Eukaryota, Viridiplantae, Streptophyta, Magnoliopsida, Caryophyllales, Amaranthaceae. The transcript has 5 exons. The coding region runs from base 327 to 536 and encodes 69 amino acids.
GAAAUCCGUGUAUACAAUUCCUCUUUUACCUAUAUUUCUCCCCAAAACGCUUAUAAAUACUUGCUCUCGGUGCCUAUUCGAUGAUCAACGAAUUCUCUUGUGCUUAGUGCAAUUCAAAACUCUCCCAAAUCUCUCUCACCACACAAAUCACUCACAAAACACAAAUCACUCACAACAUCCAAGGUUCUCGAAUCUGUCGCAACUUUCGGAGUCGCUUCUUUGCGAAUCUAGCGAUUCAAUUGGAGGAAAAUCUUUGAUACACUAAUCUUUGUUUUCUUUUGUGUUGAUAGCGAUCCAAGCUCAAUCUCUCUAGUAAAUCAUCAUCAAUGGAUGUACUUGACUCAGUUUUCGAUCCAUUGAGAGAUUUCUCCAAAGACAGCGUUCGCCUCGUUAAGCGUUGCCACAAACCCGAUCGCAAAGAAUUUUCGAAGGUUGCUUUUCGUACUGCUGUUGGUUUCGUAGUUAUGGGAUUCGUUGGAUUCUUCGUCAAACUCAUCUUUAUUCCCAUUAACAAUAUCAUUGUUGGUUCCACUUAAUCGGUAUGUCGCGUUACAAUUUUGUCUAUUAGAGAGAGCUAUGUAUGAAGAGAAGAACGAAGAUAAAAUGCUUUUAGACCUCUAUUGACAUAUAUCUUACUGUAGGCUAAACAACUUUUGUGUAGCACUUGUUUUCACAGUCAGGAUAUACUAUGUAAUUUUGGCAGCUUACUUAGUUCCACUGUCACCGUGCUAAUUGAAGACUUCAGUGUUGGAAGUCUUUUGAUCUUUGUACCUAGAAUAUCUUCCUCAAUUCAAUGUUAGUU